Messenger RNA from Trichosporon asahii var. asahii CBS 2479, 423 nucleotides. RefSeq names its product electron carrier. Lineage: Eukaryota; Fungi; Basidiomycota; Tremellomycetes; Trichosporonales; Trichosporonaceae. Gene Ontology annotation, biological process: mitochondrial electron transport, ubiquinol to cytochrome c; mitochondrial electron transport, cytochrome c to oxygen. Gene Ontology annotation, cellular component: mitochondrial intermembrane space. The coding region runs from base 1 to 423 and encodes 140 amino acids. The transcript has 3 exons. Gene Ontology annotation, molecular function: heme binding; electron transfer activity. The record is from RefSeq and is a predicted model, not a curated record.
AUGGCCGCUGACAAGAACACCUACACCCCCGGCGACGUUGGCAAGGGUGCCGGCAUCUUCAAGACCCGUUGCGCUCAGUGCCACACCACCGAGGCUGGCGGCCCCCACAAGGUCGGCCCCAACCUCCACGGCGUCUUCGGCCGCAAGUCUGGACAGGCCGAGGGCUUCUCCUACACCGCCGCCAACGUCAACAAGGGCGUUACCUGGGACGGCCAGACCCUCUUCGAGGACUCCGACUCGGACAUCCUGGUCGGCACCGGCCAGACUCUCCGCGAUCCCGUCAACAAACAGCUUGCUGACUUUCUCCAGUACCUCGAGAACCCCAAGAAGUACAUCCCCGGCACCAAGAUGGCCUUCGCCGGCCUCAAGAAGCCCAAGGACCGCAACGACCUCAUCGCCUACAUGGCCGACGCCUGCAAGUAA